This is a messenger RNA of Saccostrea echinata, 593 nucleotides long. RefSeq lists its product as uncharacterized. The coding region runs from base 1 to 591 and encodes 196 amino acids. The record is from RefSeq and is a predicted model, not a curated record. NCBI's taxonomy places the organism in Eukaryota, Metazoa, Mollusca, Bivalvia, Ostreida, Ostreidae. The transcript is spliced from 3 exons.
AUGGCUCCGGUGUACUUGACAUGGUUUUUGCUGCUAUAUGAAAGAAUUGUCUGUUAUGAAAACUUAUGCAGAAAACCAGGUAUAUAUGCAAGCCAAAGUUCAGACAGAGGAGGUUUUCCUGCAACAAAUGCUGUUGAUGGUUUCUACAAUCAGAAGUAUGUUUUCUGUGCACACACAGCGCCUCACCAGUCAAAAGCUUGGUUUCAAGUGGAUCUAGGGAAUCCCUAUAGACUCAACUCUGUAAACAUAUUUUACAGGAAUGACAUUACUUGGAGACCUUACCGGUUUCGUCAAUUCUACUUGGAUGUAUCAAACACAUCUGCAGCUCUCUCCACCACAUUAACUCCACAGAGGGUGCGAUGCUACAAGGACAACACAACAGAUGAAGCCAUACCCCCCGCCCUGAUUGAUAUUCCUUGUACACAAACAGCACAAUACGUCAUCAUAGAAACAACAUAUAAUGCGCCCGAAAAUCCUAAUAGCGGAGAUGGACCUAUGCUAGAGAUAUGUGAAAUAGACAUUUAUGGUACAUGUAACAACAUACAUGGCUUGAAGAAAAUAUUGCAUUUCUCUCUGGACCUUUUUUUCUGAAA